GUUGAGACGUGUCCCACAUCGUCUGAGACCGCCAGUCAGUGCGGGUAGGCUUGGGGUUUACAGACAGUCUUAACUACAGGUCCAGAAGAGUUCAGCGAGUUUAUAGCAUCGAAGUGUCAAGUCCAUUUUGAUUUUAUUCAGUGGGUUGGUGGGGACACCACAAGGGUCUAGGCAAUUUGGUCGACCCCGGACACCUUUUCCAAUGAGCGUAAAGCAUUUUUAUCUCCUCGUCCUCUUGUCCGGACUGGCAGCUUCAGGCUUGUUACCGGUCAGUGGGCUGAGGGUGGAAACGUCGGGGGAGGUGGAGGCAGUGAACGGUACAGAUGUGUGGCUGAAAUGUACCUUCCAGAGCAGCUCGCCCAUCACCCCAGCAACGCUCACGGUCUCAUGGAGCUUCCGACCCAUCGGACCUGGCCGUGAGGAGUCAGUGUUCUAUUACCAUGAGAGGCCUUACCCUCCCCCGGACGGGCGUUUCCAUAAGCGGGCGAUAUGGGCAGGUGACAUCAUGGGGCGGGACGCCUCCAURGUGGUACGUAAGGUCAAGUUCACUUACAAUGGGACAUUCAGCUGUCAGGUGAAGAACCCUCCGGACGUCCAUGGCAACGCAGGGGAGGUGAAACUAACCGUGGUCACCACAGCCUCCUUCUCUGAGAUUAUCAUGCUGGCUGCAGCCAUCGGGGGCGCCAUCGUGCUGAUGGUCAUCUCCCUCGUCAUCAUCAUGUCAAUAAGACGAUGUCGCGAGAAGAGACAGGAGGAAGAGGGGGCGGAGGAACUACCUCGCAGACAGAGAAAGGACCCUACCGUGUGCCACCCUGCAAGGGCCAUCCACCUGUAUAUGGACGAUGACGUGCUAGAGGUUGACAGCUCGGACGGUAUGAUCUCUGAGGCCAGCACCAAGGACCCCAGUUCCUCUGAGGAAGACGACAAGAGCUCUGACUACGGCGGUGGCGAUGACUCUGACUGAGAUGGGGACACUGAAUGUUGGUUUUAUUUUAGGCGUUACCUCUAUGUGCUUGUGGUAAAACUUAAUCCAUAGUUAUUUUUUUUAAACUAUUGAUCCUCCGUGGCUAAAUUAUGCUCUGUGGUGUAUUUAGAAAAUUGAUAGUGGGCUCCUGUGGUUGGAUAAAAUAUAUAGAGUAUAUAUACACUACCGUUCAAAAGUUUGGGGUCACUUAGAAAUGURCUUG
Messenger RNA from Salvelinus sp. IW2-2015, 1187 nucleotides. Its product is annotated as myelin protein zero-like protein 2. Gene Ontology annotation, biological process: cell-cell adhesion. Gene Ontology annotation, cellular component: plasma membrane. The record is from RefSeq and is a predicted model, not a curated record. NCBI's taxonomy places the organism in Eukaryota, Metazoa, Chordata, Actinopteri, Salmoniformes, Salmonidae.